Molecule: messenger RNA, 1619 nt
Organism: Amborella trichopoda
Lineage: Eukaryota; Viridiplantae; Streptophyta; Magnoliopsida; Amborellales; Amborellaceae
Source: RefSeq, a predicted model, not a curated record
GCAGGGCAUAUUUUUGUUCUCCCUCCUCCCGAGAGCUUGCUGCCAGUCUUCAUGUUGCUAUUGAUCCCUGCCUUCGAAUUGUAAAAUUAGGGUUUUUUUAUUUGACAAGUACCCAUUCUUGAUUUGCAGAAGAUUGAAGUAGAAAUUAGAAAAGAGCGCAAGGUAGAGAGAGAGAUAGGGAGGGAGGGAGGAAGAAGAAUGGGAAGCACUAAGCUGAAGAUCGCAAUCAUCCAUCCUGACCUCGGCAUAGGUGGAGCUGAAAGAUUAAUUGUUGAUGCAGCAGUUGAACUUGCAUCGAAUGGGCAUGAUGUUCAUGUUUUCACUGCACAUCAUGACAAAAGUCGGUGUUUUGAAGAGACACUUAGUGGUAAACAUUUCAAUUUGCUCAUUUUCUUGCAGACCUUUUCCGUCACAGUAUAUGGGAGUUUCCUACCUCGGCAUUUGUUCUAUCGGUUCCAUGCUAUUUGUGCAUACAUUAGAUGUAUCUUCGUUGCUUUUUGUGUGUUGCUUAUGUGGCCAUCAUUUGAUGUUAUACUGGCAGACCAGGUAUCUGCAGUCAUUCCCGUUAUAAGACUGAAACGAUCAUCUAAGAUUGUAUUCUAUUGCCACUUUCCAGACUCAUUGCUGGCACAACACACAACAUUGCUCAGAAGAAUUUAUCGGAAACCAAUCGACAUGCUUGAAGAAGCAACUACUGGGAUGGCUGAUUUGAUUCUAGUCAACAGCAAGUUCACUGCCUCUACUUUUGCCAACACUUUCAACUCUCUCCAUGCAAAAGGGAUCCGCCCAUCUGUUCUUUACCCAGCUGUUGAUGUGGAGCAGUUUGAGGGGCCCUGUGUUUAUGGGUUAAAUUUUCUAUCUGUGAAUCGCUUCGAGAGGAAAAAGAACAUCGGUUUAGCAAUAUCGGCAUUUUCUAGGUUGAAAGCUUCUGAAGGGCAUCAUCUUCCUGGCCAUAACUUAGCUCAGUCAACCUUGACUAUUGUUGGAGGCUUUGAUAAGCGUCUCAAGGAAAAUGUUGAGUAUCUAAAAGAGUUGGAGAGCUUGGCUUUACAGGAAGGUGUGGCCAAUCAAGUUAAAUUCAUCACAUCAUGUUCAACUUCUGAAAGAAAUGCAUUACUUUCUCAGUGUCUCUGCGUUCUAUAUACCCCAAAGGAUGAACAUUUCGGCAUUGUUCCACUAGAAGCCAUGGCUGCACAAAAGCCUGUAAUUGCAUGUAACAGUGGGGGCCCUGUUGAAACCAUCAAACAUGGAGUCACGGGGUUCUUAUGUGAACCCACUCCUAAGCAGUUCUCAUCUGCCAUGGCACUGCUCAUCAGUGACACCCAAAUGGCUGAAAUCAUGGGGAUGCAAGCGCGCAUUCACGUCAAUGAGACAUUCUCGAGGACAAUAUUUGGCAGAAGUUUGAAUGGAUUUGUCUUAGAGGUACAUGGGAAAUUGUGAGUGCUUUCUUUCUUUUCAUCAAUUCUUAUAUCGUCUCGGGUUCCCCCUUUCUUAUUUUGUUGGCCUUGCUGGAGCAUGUUAUCUUAUGCACCACAUGCAAAAACGGGAAAUAUGGUUUGGAUUAAUUAUUUAUACUAGGGUGAGAGGAGAGAGAGAAAAUAAACCAUAGUUAUCAGGAC